This is a messenger RNA of Aethina tumida (small hive beetle), 2494 nucleotides long. It is a transcript of the gene Arf51F, whose product is annotated as ADP-ribosylation factor 6. Gene Ontology annotation, cellular component: cytoplasm. The coding region runs from base 345 to 872 and encodes 175 amino acids. Gene Ontology annotation, biological process: vesicle-mediated transport; intracellular protein transport. The record is from RefSeq and is a predicted model, not a curated record. NCBI's taxonomy places the organism in Eukaryota, Metazoa, Arthropoda, Insecta, Coleoptera, Nitidulidae. The transcript is spliced from 2 exons. Gene Ontology annotation, molecular function: GTP binding; GTPase activity.
CGCCAUAGUGAAGGAACCUAACACGCCUAUUUUCGAUUUUGAUAAUUGUGCUGUCAAAUCAUAUGUCACGCUGGGACAUUAAUCUUAUCAACAGGAAAAUAACGGAUAAGGAGUCUUAAUUAAAUAGGAGUUGUACUUUCGUGUAACUGGCGAGUAAAUUGGCGAGAGAAAACUUGGAAGCGGUAAAUCAUAACAUCCAACUAACUGACGUGUACAGUGCAACAUCAAACUUUGAUUUUGUUAUAAAUUGUUAUGACAUGAUCUGUAGGAGGUUAUUUGAUAAAGUGCUAGUCGGAUCAUAAGUGCUCUUAUAGUAAGGGUGGUCGAGCUCCAGAUCCAGCAAGAUGGGGAAGCUAUUGUCAAAAAUCUUUGGCAACAAGGAGAUGAGAAUACUGAUGUUAGGUCUGGACGCAGCAGGAAAAACAACAAUAUUAUACAAACUAAAGUUAGGCCAAUCGGUGACCACAAUUCCGACCGUCGGUUUCAACGUAGAGACAGUAACAUACAAAAAUGUGAAGUUCAAUGUUUGGGACGUUGGGGGACAGGACAAAAUACGGCCCCUGUGGCGCCACUACUACACAGGUACGCAAGGUUUAAUAUUCGUAGUGGACUGUGCUGAUCGUGAUAGGAUCGAUGAGGCUAGACAAGAACUGCAUCGCAUAAUCAAUGACCGCGAAAUGCGGGACGCAAUAAUACUCAUCUUCGCCAAUAAACAAGAUCUGCCCGAAGCAAUGAAGCCGCACGAGAUCCAGGAGAAGCUGGGACUCACCCGUAUACGCGACCGCAACUGGUACGUGCAACCGGCCUGCGCCACAACCGGGGACGGAUUAUACGAAGGACUGACUUGGCUCACCAGCAACCACAAGUCAUAGCAUCCAGGUUCAAAUCAGACUCACACUCAUUUUAGUACAUGACUGCUGCAUAAAUAUCUAGGUGUUUUUUUAAUACUUUAUUUUUGUAUCAAUCGGAGGUGAUUCUUCAAUUUAUGCUUGUUAGGCAGGUGCAAUACCCUGUAUAGUACACACCACACUGAUCCUACUACUUAUGCCAAGUCUCACCUACUUUUGAAUGUCAUUUUAAUUAUUAAUUUUUUAAACUAGGAUCAAGGUACGCGACAAUAGAUUUAAAGCAGUGCAGGCAUGUUCGAUGAAAGGAGUAAAGCUGUCCCAAGGGCACAAUAGUUCCUAGUUUUAGGUCAUGUACGUUACACUAUUUCUAUGCCAAGAUUCUAGUAUUUUAUGUACACAACCGAUCAUCCAUUUUUAUAACAUUGGCUAAAUUUUUAACCGCAAUAACCUGAUAUCUGAAAGUAGGAGACACCAUCAGUUAAAACUUUCCUGUUUGGAAAUUUUUACUGACAUAAACAUGCCCAUCUUAACUAUACUAAUACAUUCCAAGCUGAAACAGCCUAAAUUAUAUAAAAUCAUAGUUCAGAUGAUGCUUGUUUCUAUUAAUUAAGUGUGGUGCUUUAAAGUGAUGUGUGGUAAAUAUGGUAAGAUUGUUGAUUUGGGCCAGUCAGGUUGUGAGCAUGUUUAUUUUUGGACCAGAAGAAGACCUCAUACAUUUUUGUAAAUAAAUUUAUAUAACAUAUAUUGUAAUAAUUUCAUUGUUUAUAUUGUAAAAUAUUGUUGCUGCAUUUAAAGUUAAGGUGAGCGUUAUUUUUUUGUUCUUUUAUGUACAGGGUAGAAGAUGAUUUGUAUUCUCUGUUUGGACGCCACCUUCUCACACAGAAAUCAGUAAUUUCAUAGAAUUGCACUAUUAAUUUGGUUUGGCAUUUUUGUUGUCUAAUUGAAGGUGGUUAGUCUAAAUGGAGACGUUUAUCUUCCAACCUAUAAUAUGUCAAAGUUAAAAUUCUGUACUCAUUGAAACUGAUUGAAGUGACGAAUGAAACCUUGUUGGGGGUUUGCUAAAAGCUGUAUGAACAAAGUAUGGAAAUUGACAGAGACAUAUAACCAAAAUUCCUAUUAAACUAACAAUUAGAUAUAGUUUGAAUUGCCCAGUAUAUAAUUUAUUUACCGUUAUUUUAAAUUAUUUAAUUGUUAAAUAAUCUAAAUGUUUCGUCUUUUAUUUUUUGUGAUAGAUGAGAGUAAAAUCAUUUUAAUCAGACUAAAUUUUAAAAUUCUUAUAUGGCAUAGCCGUAUUUUUGAGAAGUCUGACGAAAAUUUUUGAUAGACAUUGUAGCUGCUAAGGUAAGAACAACUUUUUUUAAAGAUCAUCACUAGUCUAUUAAGGUGUGUCUAACAGUGAUUUUCGCCAAGAAGACAACUUUGUAAGCAAUCUGCAAAAGUCCAUUGUAUAUUUAGAAUUAAAUGCAAAUUUUUAAAUAUUACAUGCAAUACAAAUUACUAGGUGAUUAUGAUUGUAUAUAUAUAUAAAUAUUUUCGAUUAUGUUCCCAAUUAAAAUUAUUUUGAUUUUUGCUUUAAAACAAACAAAUUAGUAAUUUUUAAAAUGUAAUAAAUAAUAUAGCUCAAUUAAAAUGUAUUAUUUAUCUAA